GUUCUGUCUUGCUCUCGAAUAGCCAAUCAUAGGCUGCCCGAGUACUCUCUUCUCUGUCGCACUACCGUGUGUCGCGGUUAUUUCGCGAAGUGACCGCAAGGUGGCGACGCAGUCGGCCCAAGAUGGCCACGCUGGAUCAAUGAAACUGUAAAUGGACCAUGGGGAAGGACCAGGAGCUGCUGGAGGCAGCGAGAAGCGGAAAUGUCACCGUGGUCGAGAAGAUUUUGGGUCAACGAGCGAAGAGGAGUGGUCCACUGGCAAGUUUACGACGGGGUCCGGGGGCUAACGUGCAAGAUGCCAGUGGAUAUUCUGCUCUUCACCAUGCAGCUUUGAACGGACACAAGGAGGUGGUAAAGUUAUUGCUCCAAUAUGAGGCUUCCACUAACGUCGUCGACGCUAAAGGCUCUUCGCCGCUUCAUUUGGCAGCUUGGGCGGGCGACGCUGAAAUCGUGCGGUUAAUUCUUACCCAAGGACCCUCGGUACCUAAAGUAAAUCUUACGACGAAGGACAACGAGACGGCGUUGCACUGUGCAGCACAGUAUGGGCACACGGAAGUGGUGGCACAGCUGUUGCAAUACGGAUGCGACCCCAGCAUCCGCAACAGCCGGGGAGAAUCCGCGCUGGAUCUCGCCGCGCAAUAUGGCAGAUUGGAAACCGUGCAAUUGCUCGUUAGUACGUAUCCAGAGCUGAUCGUGCCCCUUCGGAAUUCUUCCUCAUCGGUGAUUUUUCCUCACACCCCGCUGCAUCUAGCCUCGCGAAAUGGCCAUAGAGCUGUGGUGGAAGUGUUGCUGGCAGCAGGUGUGGACGUAAACACGAGGACGUCCGCUGGGACCGCGAUGCACGAGGCGGCGCUAUGCGGCAAGAUGGAAGUCGUGCGAGCGCUCCUGGACCGAGGUGUAGACCUGGGCAUCCGGGACUCGCGACAGAACACGGUGCUCGAUCUUCUGGGACAGUUCCCACCACACGUCACUCAGGACAUCACCGCGGUGAUAAAAAGGCACAGGUCUUCCUCUGGUGUGGAAAGCGACGCAGACAGCGAGAACUUGCCACCCAUUCCGGUCCAGGGGAACGAUUCAUUGGGUAGCCCUUACGAAAACGUUCGCCCAGGGGAUGAUCUUUCUCCGGCGGAAGGGACAUCGCCCACUCAAUGGCAGUUCUAUCAUAAGCCUCGAGACGACGAUCGCCGCGUUUCCGGUACUUCCGUUAUGUCUUUGGGUUCCGACAACGGAUUGUACCAAACGCCACCGGUACCUCGUGGAACAAUGGAGGGUAGCUUCGUGUCGGAGGAUCUGUCCUUGACAUUACCCACGGGAUACGGGGGUGGCAGGGAGUCGGAUCAAUUGAGCGUUUCCUCGUCCUCGAGCGUCGGUGGACCGAGCCCACGGGACCGGCGUUGUUUGCCCAACGAUUCCAGCGCUGCCGGGAUUUACUUGCCAAUGGCACCCUUGUCCAGUUCUCUUCACAGCCCCGCCUCCAACAGUAAAGUCUCGCCAACUCCACCGAAAAAACCACCCAGACGCAAUCUCUCCGUCUCACCGACGCACUUGCAGACCCAGAUGUCUUUAUCAGCGGACUGUUCUCUGGGCCCGAGCAACUACGAGUAUUUAUUCAUGGCGCGCAGCGGCGCCCGCAGCCAUAUCGACUUGGAGCAGUUACAAAAACGCCGUGAACAAUUGCGUCACGUGACCAGAAGCGUGGACCAAUACGUGGAAAUGAAGUCUCGCGUGCCGGAUGGCGAAGAAAGACGCGAAACUAACGUAGAACCGGUUGCCAUAACUUCCAUCUACGAGAACAGACCGAUCAAGACGUUGAACCCUCGACGAAAAUUACGUAGACACGCGUUCGAGAAUUAUGAACCGGAGAGUAGUCCUUGCGCAGACAAAUCGCCGUGCAGCGAGACCGAUUCGUUCGUCCAGGAACCGAUGUUCGUGUCGAACGCGUUCCUCACGCUCAAGUCUUCCCAGGAGAGUCUUCUGGACGACAAGCGCGACGCUAUCGACGAGCAUUCUACGCCAGAAGGUCGCGAAGCAACUGACAAGCGCCUGAAACGAGUACAAAUGAUGCUGCCCACCAGUCCAACGCACUAUGUUCAGCCACCGACGCCUGAUCAUCCGCCACCUUCUGCAAUGCAGGCUGAGAAGUCGAUUCACGAAAGGAUUCGUCCUUUGAGUCAGGUAUACAAACGGCGGUCCCGCGACAUGGAAACGGAAACCGACGAGGAUUUAUUGCAGUUUCCGGCCGGCGGUUCCCUGGACGCUAGCAGCGGAUCGUUAUCGAGCGUGUCUCUGUCCGACAAGAGCAUGUCGACGGACAAUGUCGAGGAAUACUUCGGGGAUGUGCCGUUCGCAGGUUUGUUGAAAGGAUCCGUGACGGCUGAACGGCCGCGCACGCUGCGUCGCUUGCGGAACGUUUACGGGCCAUCCGCAUGCGGAAUGGGAACCGGAGGUGAUGGUGGUGGCGGAGAACGUCUCGAAGACGGAGAGGUCUCGUUCCGGUCGGACCGCGAUCGCGAGAGGGACGAGAAAACCCUUAGCAUAAUGAGCCCGUUCGACGAGCAGGAGGAAUGGGCCAAAAUUUCAGAGAUCAUGGCGUCGUUUGGCACGGGUCUCGUCAGAGAAUCUGUCUUCGUCACAGAAUUGGAGAAGGAAUUCCAGACAAGACUAGGUCUGAGUUCAGACACCAGCAGCAGCCCUAUUGUCUCUACUUCCGUUGGUCAGUGGUUGUCAACGUUGGGCCUGGCUGAUUACGAGAACCUCUUCAUCAAUUAUGGAUUUGAUGAUCUGGAUUUCAUAAAUGGAGUUUUGGACGAGACCGACCUGAAGGACAUGGAGAUCACCAGCGAUCAGGAGCGUGCCGUGAUAAUGGACGCGGUCGAUUUACUGAAAAAACGCGUAGACAAACGAUCCGGCGGGAACAGUCAAUCCGUGGACGAAUGGUUGAAGAGUAUUCACCUGGAAAAUUACGCGGAGACUUUCAAGAAAAACUUGUACACGGACAUGGAACGUGUGAGAUGCGUGUGGGAGGUCGAAUUGGCGACCGUCUUAGAGAUCCAGAAGCCAGCUCAUCGUAAGAGGAUCCUCGCGUCGGUCAGCGGAUCGAGCGCGCGUGCGCAGAAUCGCAACUGCACCGGGCCCAACUUGGAGGAUCUCAAUAAGGAUCUGAACACCUUGAAGACGAACAUACAGCAGCUGAAAGAGGAGAUACGGGAGAAGCUGCCGGAAACAACGACGGAGGGUAAUGGCGGUACGUCGAUAACCGGAACGAAUUCGACCGGCACGAGCACAUUAAGGCACCGCAAAAACAGGCCGGCCCCGCAGCCACCCCAGCGACCCAGUUCGCAUAAUGGGGCGAUCUCGGCACCGGAACAACUCGAGAUCAGGGCACCGUCGGAGCUGCUGCUCGGCGUUCCGUCCACCCUGAAGACGCAGUGGAGGCACCAGCCAAAAGCUCUAGUCACCGGCUGCGUCACGUACGUCGCCAACUAUCUGGGUUCCACCGUGGUAAAGGAGUUACGUGGUACCGAAUCAACAAAGAAGUCGAUACAGAAGCUAAAGAAAACGUGUCGUGAACCAAGAGUCACCCCUGACAUUACUUUGGCGAUUUCUUUUCGUGGCGUGCGGUUCCUCAACACGGUGACCAACGAGCCGAUUUGCGAGCACGAAAUUCGCAACAUUCACUGCGCCUGCCAGGAUGCCGACGAUCUCACGCAUUUCGCCUACAUCACCAAGGACCACGCCAGCCGUACGCAUUUCUGUCACGUUUUCUGCGUGCCAACGAUGGACCAAGCAACGGAGGUGAUUCUAACCCUAGGCCAGGCGUUCGAGGUAGCCUACCAAAUGGCCUUGCGUGACAAACUCGGUAGUCACACGGUGCGAUCUCAAUCGGCCAAUCAACUGACGACUUUCUCAAAAUCUGCAUCGAAAAUGCCAAUGUCUCCAGAUUCUGCGCUGGACAACGGCCGUGAAUCGCACAACCAGCCUUCGGCCGCUAUCCCCAUCGUGAAUUCAAUGAACCCAAAACCAAAACCCCGCUCUAAGUCGUCCAUCCCUAACCCUAUAGUGCAGUCCACGAUGACCAAUCCGAUGCAAGACGCAAACUCGAACUCGAGUUCUUUCUCUAGCGGCACCGUGAACUAUAGUUCCAGCUCGAACUCAGCGACCAGUCCCAGCACGAACUCCGUGAGCAGCUCGAAUUCGAACACGAACACGAACCAAACUGCAAAGCCGCUAGUCACGCACGGUAGGUCCCAUUCGGUGAACGACAUCAAAGUGAACGGGAACCAGUUGAAAUUGGCGCCAGCACCGGUCGAUGACAUCGGAAUAGGCGUGAAAGACCUGAAGCCAGGCUCCAGGGCACCUAUAGCUCUGUCAGAAGAACUAUAAGGGGAAUAAGGUUCUCCGUUACUAUUUCGAUACUCAUUACUGUUCGUCCGAGAGAUUAGGUCGAAACGCUUGACGAUCUUUGACCGUUAACUCGUGGGAAAAGUGUAGGGAUGUCACUUUCGUGACACGAGUUUGAUGCAAGAGGUUGUUCUUUAAUACGACGGACAUAAGGGUGUAUGGUGGACUUUAAGGAAUUUGAGAAGCGUUUUAGAGUUUUCUUGGAACGUUAGAACGAUUGUUCUUCUUAAUGAAGAACUGAAGAUUAUUAAUUGCGAAUGUGAAACAGAUCAUCGUACAGAUUGACCCUUGCAUCAGAAUACUAUAUGAAAUUUUGUAAGAUCAUUGGGACUAAUAUCGUACAAUCCAGUUGGGACUUUGAUAUUCGACCGAGAGGUCGGAUUAUACUUGAAUUGUUCGAUUAAACUUCGUAGACAUUGUAUGACACACGCGAAAUAGGACUCGACUAGGCGUUCGCGGUGUCUUUUUAUCUCUCGAAUUUUUGUAGUAGCAUUCUAGACAGACCUUAUGACGGGUAUCGACAAUUUAAAUGGUUGUGUCAUUCCGAAGAGAAUGAUAGAGAGGUUUGAUGACAGCUCAGGUAAGUAAGAGACGAUUGUCGAAUUAUUUUGCCAAAUUCUUGAUCGACCAUGAAACGGCGACGCUGUGAUUUUCUACAUCGAGGGCAUUAACGAACCGACGAAACACGUUUAGAAGACAACCGUGCGCUCAUCUUUUACAUAUUUUAUUCACGUCCAUACAACGACAAAAUUGAAAAAAAGAAAAGAAGAUACAAAGCAACGAAUUGAGAAGAUUGUUUCAUUGUAUCUGGUUGGACGGAACGUGUAUAUCGUCAACAGUAUUAUUUGAUUAAAACGAAGCUCUUCGUCACAAAAUAGACGUUUUCUAGGUCUUACACUCGAUGUUUUGUCGAUAAGGAAGAGCGUGACUAACGUUACAUCGAUGUCUCGCCUAAAAUAAUUUUAAACGAACUAGAAAAACCGAAAAAAAUGUUGACAAAAGGACGUGACUUUUUUAAAGGUUUCAUUUUAAAGAUUCCUCCUGCACAUGAAACAUUAUAUUGCAUUUAAAAAUGGCACAUUUACACACAUAUAAACAUUCCCAUGUCGAAAGGACGUACAGGUGAGUUGACAAAUUUGCGAAUGCUCAAUUUUGAUCGCGUACAAUCAAAUUUAAAAAAAAAAAAAAAAAAAAGAAAAAUCGACUGAUGAGACUCAGAGGCUGAAUCGUUUUCACUUUGAACUGUGGCUGAUUGACGUCACGAUGGAUUCGUUUCUUCCAUGAAAUCGUCACCCUCGUUCGAGGUGCCACCGUUUUUUCGACGUUCUCAUCACCCAAGACUGACAGUCCUUAUUUCGUUUCGCAUUUUUCACGUUUCUCAGCAUUUACGUAUAGAGUAUGUACAAUGUACGCAUGCAUGUACACAACAACAUAAAUUGCACGUAUUAAUUAUCGUAAAACAAAAGAGAAGGGCGAAAAACGAAAAGAAAACCGAAGAGAAAAUUCACUCCGUGCGGAUUAACGUGUAUCUAUCGAGUGCUAAUUGGACGAACCUCGCGAUUAGGAAACGAAUAUUAUACCACGAAACGGUACCAAAUAUCUAUCUAUUGUAUAUUUAAAUACUCCACGGAGUUCCCUCGAAAACCCUACAUUUAAUAUAAGUCGAUUUUCAAGUUUCCAAGUUGCUACGAUUGGUAGGAACUUAUUACAAUCACAUUCGAGCGUAGCUGACCAAUUCAGCUUUGAGCAUUAAAGACGACUCGAAUUGAUUCAAAGAUGUGUCAAUAGUAGAGUACUAAUAUCGAUUGAACAGCAAGUAGCAUUUCACGUAUGUGGGCUCCGUCCCUGAAACGGAGCAGGCCUAACUGACCUCGUAUGUAGUUGUCGAAGUAGCUGUCGUAGUGAUAAAUCGUGAGCGUAUAAUUGCCCAUCACGAACCGUCUCUGGGAAGUCGGGAAAGAUAAAAGCGUGCGGUAGCUCGAGAAAAUUGUCAAGACGUCAAACAAAUGACGUCUGGUUGUGUACACAACGGGUAGAUUGAUUCGUAGCGAAAACCAAAGAUUGCAUGUUUGUAUAUAAAGCACGCGUGAUAUUAAUCGAACGAGAAGAUGGCGAUAUUAAUCGCGAUAUUAAGCUGCAGAGCAAAGAGAGACGGAGUAAAGUGGAGUGAAAUCCAUUUUAGGGUGAUACGAAGAAAAUAUAUUAUACACGGUCACAGACAAGUGGAACAUGAGAAACUGCCAAAUAACACACCACCAUAAACACGUGGCUAUACGCACACUUUGUAUUCAUCACAUUUAAAAUGAUAGUUAGCUCUAUUCAUAAUGUAUAUGUAUAUAUAUAUUAACGCUUAAUCCUGCAUGUGUAUAUAUAUAUAUAUACACACAUAUAUAUACGUGCAGGAUUAAGCGUUUAAGGUGUUGCGAUAGAGGUGAACGAGGUCCGUGGACGACGUGAUACAGUAAUUUCAACGUGGAGUAAAAUUAGGUGGACGCUCCACCUAUCGUAAGUUCGUAAAUUCGCGAACUGUAGCGCAGCUAUUGUAGAAUUGUAGAAAAUCGAAAUAGAGAGCAUGCUUCGUCGAUGUGUGUGUCGAUAAAUUCGAGGAAAUCUCGAGGAGAAGCAUUAUUGGAAAAAGGUCGAUAUGAAAUCGAUCAGAGGGGUUAUUCGUGUUGGCUUUGGUUAUUAGUGUUGUUCGAUUGUAAUAAAAUGAGCGGUAAGUCGGAUAUUAAGAUUGAAUAAUUGGUGAUUGUUUGGAAAACAUGGUUAUGUGAAAAAAUACAUAAAUGAAACGAAAGAAGGAAAAAAUAAUAUGUACGUACUUAGACUAUUAUUGAUGGCACUAUUAUUUGAUAACGAAAUCAAUAAAUUUUGUAGCGUCGUAAAUUACGACAGAAUAGUCGAGGAAAACGUAGUACUGCGUUAGAGUGCAGUAUUAAUACAAGGAAAUUUGAAUGCUACGUAGUUGAUAGUCGUAUUAUCGAUCGAUAGAGUGUUUCUCGACCAAGUUUUGACGUUUAUGAGUAAAACGUACGUACUACGCGUUUCGAACAUUUUAACGAAGUAUCUUUAUCGACAAGCGUACCAAAAUGUCCUUUCGUAGAUUUGUACUUUCGUAAGAUUUUCCUUGCUUUCUUUUUUUUUUUCCUUUUUAUAAAAAUUGCGUAGAGUGAUUCGUAUAAAGUAACAUGGAUGAUUAUUUUCUACGUGAUGCCAUUUAAAACAUUUUACACAUUUUACAAUUCUCUUUCUGUUGUUCCUAUGGAUUCCUCGUAAUAUACGCUCAAACGUUCGAUAUCAUAUUUGCCAACGAAAAGUGUUUUAAACACUUUUGUUAUGCAUUUAUCGGCUCGUAGAAAUAACAACCAUUUACUGAUUCAAAAAGGCACGAAAAAAGACCAGUCCAUUCUUAACUUUACACGAAUCACUACAUACAUCUCAAAUUUCUCGUCAACAAUUUUCUUCAUCGCACAAUCACAUGACUCGCGACUUGAAACAACACUCAUUUCGUCCAUCAACGAACAAUACAGUUUGUAGCCGAUGCAAUCUUUCAAGUGCCAACAAUGGAGCCCCAUUUGUAUUCAAUAAACCCAACGUCGAUGUAACUUCGGUAUUCCGAAGUUAGACCGGCCUGGUGUCAGCCGAAGAGAAAAGAUUCCGACGGACGCAUACGCGCGUUCGACAAGGUGUACAUAACAUACAUCGAACACUUGGUAGCUAUCUUGUUUUUUGCUAUACUGUAAAUUUAACCUAUCCACACGUGUUCAAAGGGGAAUCUUUCGUUCCGUUCCGCCGUGAACACGGACGCAAUAGAUAGUCGCACGAGAUAAUUUAUUUCCUUCUUGCGCAAAGGACGGACCGGCAAUCUCCUACGAAAGAGGCAUCUAUCAUAGCGUAAACUUUUAAGUAUUUAUAUAUAUAUAUAUAUAUUAAAAAAACAAAAAAACAGUAAUAAAACAUUAAACGAGUAAACGUUAGCUGUAUACACUAUAUACGACUAUACAUAGGACGAGUGGUAUCGGCAAUGAGUUUUUUUUAAGGAACUCAGACUCAUGCCAAUCGCGCGAAGAAAACUCAUUCACGGACCAAGAAACGAUAAAAGCGGGAGAGAAAAACAGGAGAGAAAAAAAAGUAAAUGAUUAAUUGACAAGGGGAGACGAUAUGUAUUUGCUCGUAAACUAUUAAUAGUAUUUCAGGAAAAAUAAAAGGAAAUAUUAGACACAGCUGUCGAGAGAGGAAUUUUUAGGUCGACUUUCUUUCUCGUGAAUGACGUGGUGCGACGAUGAUUUCGUCGUGUCGAUUAUUUAGAUCGAAUUUCAGGUAUCAGGUGUACGUGUACAUAGGUGUAUGGUAAAACUAGAGCGUGCUACAGCGAUCACCGUGAAUCAGUUCAGUGAAUCAACGAUACCAAAGAGACAGUCGAAGCAAUUUCCUAAUUGUACAUUAGACGACUAUGUGUGAUUAAAGUGACAUACUGAUUAUUCCUGUGAACUUUUCUUGUUUCUGCCGCUCACUUCCGUUUGAUUGACCUACGCCUUGGCAUCCUACGCGGGUUUCCGCUGGAUGGGUUCUUGCGGUUCACACCGUUCGAAGUUUUUAGACGUAAACAAAUUGUUGAAGUCGUAGAAAAUCUAAUAUCGCAACUUGGUAUCUGUUUAUUAUCAAAGAUCGUUCGAAUAAUCGACUGAAAUUUGAAAAUCAAUCGGCAAAAUCUUGAAGGAUUUCAGAAUGAUUCAUUGCAAAGAUAUUUCACAGGGACAUUCUAACGAUAGUUCUAUAAAUUAGCAAUAAAGUGCAAUACAAAUAUUGAGAGCACAGAGUGUACAUAUCGAUUACCUAGUCAGAAACUCUCAGAACGUAUUUCAAGGCACAAAUAAAGUAAUCCAAUAUUCGUCGAGAUUCUGUAAAUACACUAAAUUUGUCAUUCGUCGGACUACCUCUUAUCUUACUCAUAGGUAUAAUACUUAUUUGAUUUAAACAUCUUCGCAAUAUGAAUUCUGAACUUGAAGAAUUUGAAAUUUCUACGUAUUUUGCUUACGUUUAGAAACUUCAGACGAUACGCAAGGUGGUGCAUUGAUUAAUCGCUUCGGUAUUUUUUAUCGAAUUUACGCUCCAAAAAAUAUAACGAUAGUGUUGUCAAGAAAAUGUUAAGAUAGUCGAGCUAAAUAUACUUUACGUCCUUUUCUCUUGACUUUUAUAAACCACGUAAUAAUACAUACAGGGUGAUCGAAAGGAUGAAACAAUUUAGAAGCGUAUAGUAUUUGUUAGAACGGUUAAGAUACGUUUAAUCAGUUUAGGUUUGCAUGUCUUUUUCUUAAUAACAGUUUAAUCAUUCUAUGUUGUUUGUAUUGAUGUUUAAUCAUUCUAUUAAUACUAGCAAUAUUUUGUUAUUAGUAAUAAUAAUACGUAAUACAUUCACAAGGCCAAUUUUACGAGACAUGUGACAGCUAACAAAAACAGAAAUAAGACGCAUUAGUUAAUCUUUUUCACACUAAAAUACCUACUUUGAUUACAUCCUAUUUUAAUCUAUCUAAAUUUCAUAAAUACAAUACAAACGAUAUUUCCCAUAUGACAACCCCUUUACAUUCAACGUUAAGGGGUUCGACAAUUAUUUUGUCAAAAUAAGUGGAUAAUUAAAUUACUUACUCACUUAGAUGUCACUUAAAUAAAAACUCCAACGAAAUCAUCACGAUUUUCAUUAAAUUAAAGCAAAUACCAUAUGCCCAAAAAUUGUUCGAUCCUGUUUAUCACUCAGUCCAUAUAACUCAUCUUACUUAUCCUAUCACUUAACUUUCCCAUGUGUUGAAUUACUCCCAUAGAGGAAGGUGUUCGCAUUUUUCACCUUAAUACAGAUUUUCGAGCGUGAGAGAACACACGUGUGUCGAGCAGGAUCGCGUUGAUUAAGCACGCGAAAACGCGAUGUCAUUAACGUGGCGCUUAUCUCAAAUCGCAUCAAUUUGCGAGGUGAAUCUGCGCGAUUCGCCUCAGCUUGGAGGUUUCACGCGAGAAAAACAUGAGCCUCGAAACGUCUCGUUAACACCCUCCUGCUCGCGUUAAUUAUGCGAAUGUCAUGGCGCUCCGAAUUUAUAAUAUCCGCCACAUUAUUUCGCUAGUCUAUCGAUCGCAUAAUGAUUAUUAUUGCAAUGAUUUUGUUAAAUAAGCGAGCUUAGAUCUUAUUUAUGAACCUUUAGCUAGUUAAUAAUAGGUUCGAAUAUUGUAAAUAGUUGUAACGUAAUACGAUUGGAAUUUUGAAUGAAAUUUUAUUCAAUCAUGUAUUAUCUUUGAGAUGAGCUUUCGAACGAAGUUUUAGUCAAUUAUGUAUUGUAUUAUUUUUGAAAUGAAUUUUUGAAUGAAGCCUUGGUCGAGCAUGUCUCGUAUUAUAUUUGAAAUUAAUGUUUGAAUGAAGUUUUAGUCAAUGGUGUGUCUAUUUUCAAAAUGGAUAUUUAGGAUUUGUUGACAGGAAAGGGAAGAUAUUGUUAUAUUUAUUUUUUAGUCGUAUCAUGAAUUUAGUAUUAAUUAUAUAAUAAUUAUAAUAAUAAUUUACAUAUACAUAUAUAUAUAUAUAAGUAUAUAUAUAAGCUUGAAUACGCAGAUACACUUUCCUAUAUUUAUUGUCUUCCUUUCUACCAAUGAUAUUUCACUCCCAACGUAAAGAUAAGUACUUUAGAAUAGAAUUUACAAACGCUUUUGUGUCUUUCAUGAGAUCUUUCAACUAUACAUAGAAUAACUUUUUCAUUAGAUCAAUUCGUGAACUGAUUCCGGUGAGAGCGUCCAUAUCUUUCCUAGGAUCCUUGUAUAGUUAUCAUACUAAUGGCUCGAAUGAAAUUCUUCAAAUCUUGCUCCGUGCACACUGCAAUUUAAAUAUUUUCUUCGCACGAUUAACAAAGCGUAUUCGUAAGGUUCGUGCUUCUAUUUUCAAGAUUUCGAAGAUAUUACGAGAUUGGCCACUUUUUAACCUCCUGAUCCUGUUCAUUGUUGCAGAAAAUCGUCGAAUGAAACUUGAAUCUUUGAUUCUUGGACGCUUUUCUCCCGUUCGUUGACCGUAGCACGUAAUACUUUUAAUAUUUCGAAGUCACCAAUGCAUCGAAACUUCUGUGUUCAAUGCUUUUACGAAUGCAUAAUUAUCUUCGUUCCCAUAGCAACGUUGUUCGGUAGCAGCUUAAGCAUCUUUCGAUUUUUGAUUAUCCAAUUAAAAAUUCUGAGCUUUAUUUUUGGAAGUGUCUAUUGACUGGUCGCUAUAACAACAUCAUUAUCAACAUCGUUAUUGGUAAAAUUAACGUUGCAUCGAUCGCCAUUGAUAGAAUCUACGUUACAUUCGUCAUUAUCGGUGGGAUCAAUGGUACAUCGAUCAUUAUUGGUAAGAUCAGCGUUGCAUUCAUAAUUAUCGAUAGAAUUAAUGGCUGCAACCAUCGCCAUUUGUAGAAUCAACAUUGCAUCCAUCAUCAUUGAUAGAACGAGUGAUGUAUCGAUCGUCAUUGGUAGAGUCGACGAUGCGUCCAUCGUUAUCUAUAGAACGAACAAAUAUUACCAUCGAUCAUCAUUGGUGAUAUCGAUAUUGCAUCUCUCAUUGGAAUUCAUCAGUAGAAUCUACGAUGUAUUAACCAACAUCGCAUCUAUUAUCAUCGGUAGAGUUAAUGGUAUAUUGACCAUUAUUCGUAGAAUCAACGUUGUCGUCAUCACCGAAAUACGUUGAUAGAAUCAGCGAUGUAAUCGAUCGUCAUUGGUAGAAACGUUGAUGGAUCGCUUGAUUAAAAUCCACUAACCAUUCUUGCGAUAACAUGUCGAUGGUUAUCCAAGUUCCUCCAUUUCUAAAGUAAUAAUUUAAACUCAAAUACACUCUUCAGAUUGCAUUAUUAUUUUAUGAUAACAGGAAUCAAACUGCGUUCAUUUCGACUUUCUGAUCGAUCCGCAAAAUGUAAAUUCAUUAUGAAAUAAUCUAUAAAUAAUUAAUAAGCUACAAAAUAAAAUAUGACACUUGCAACGAUACGAUGAUCGAGGUCAAUUUUGAUCGUCAUUUUCGUAACGCAUUUCGCGUUCUCGUUGUUCUAGCAGCUUCUGAUGAGCUUUGUAUUCAUAGGAUCCCUAGCCUCAGAGAAUUUUCAUCUUCCAAACGUAUGAGUUUCAGAAUGUCUUUGCGUUUCGCUUUCAUAGCAGAAUAAUAGAAACGAGCAUUUCGAACGAUGUCUGUACAUAUAACCGAAUAACGAGAGUGUGUAAAAUAAAGACAUAAUAGAGUUUAGAUGUGUGUAACGGUAGAAUUAUUGGCGAUGAAAUAGGACAGACAUGAAAACGAAAGGUUGUCGAAAGAACGAUCAUGGAUCGUUCGAUCUAUAGAUAUUGUACUCUUUAUCUCUUUUUGCGUCGAUGUUUCUCUCCUAGUUCUUGCAAUUUCUUCUCUUAUUGUGAUUAGCCUUCAUCGAGAGAUUCGAUCUUUACUUUGCACAGAAUAUAUUUGUCGCGUUGACUGUCUCGUCGAAUUAAAUAUCAAUAAAAUAUAUCCAGAAGAUCGAUGUAUUUAAAUCAAUUGAGAAAUUGUUUGGUAAAUUAUGGUACGAUUACGUAGGCUUAUAUACACUGUACCAAAGAAUUAUAUGAAAAUAAAAGUGUAAAAAUUGAAAUUUGUGUAGCACACGAUAUAUGUAGCGAUUAACUGUGAAAUGACGUGGCAGUCAACGUGUCAAUGAUAUAAUAUAUGCACAAGAUAUCUAUUAAAUAUGAUUGUAGAUAUUGCGAUGAUCGAAUGAAACUUCGUAUCGCCACGCGAUGCAAUAAAAUUGCGUUAAAUCAAAGAUUUCGUACGAGCUUCUUUAACGUUCUUUCAAUUAAGAAUUAAUAUUGAAACAAAUACAAUUUAUAUUAAAUUAAAUUAGGCCGGAUCGAUAAAGUAUACGUUUUCAAUUUGAUAUCGAUGCGAUAUUCGAAUUUUAAUGUUACUUUGAACUUUUCGUACUAUGUACCUUCGUUUUAAUAAACGUUACUUUCAGUAGAUAUUAAGUAUAACUACCAAUUAAGGAUUGAUAGAUACGCGUGGCAGCGUUUCCCUAUUACCUCACGAAUCGAUUGUAAACGAUUGUCCUCGCUACUUUGUAUACUGUGCUGUACCUUUUAUUCUAGUUACCGAUCCAAUCCACAAACUCGUUUAGCGCCUCUACUACUCGAGACACUUUUCAAUUCUGACACGUCUUUCUGUAUAUCUAUUAUAUAAUCGCAUAAUUGUUCACACGUCACGCAAUUCGAUUUCAAUUUCAUCGAACCAUAUUCGUAUAUGUACACUCUCGUUCACAAGUAUCACGACAUUCAUUGGUCUCAUACAAAAGGCUUGUAUUUGUUUUCCAGUUCGUUGAUUCAAAUUUUGUAUUCGAUGUUUUCGAGAAAAUCAGAUUUGAAAAUGUCCAGUACAUAUGCACUUGGCGAAUUUGCGACUGAAUAAGAAUAAGAAAGUGAUUCUUAAAAUAAAAAUAAGUUGACGACGUAAAGCAAAAUUUUGUCCGCUCGAGGGAUCGAUUUCGAGAAAAUCGACUUUGAGAUAAGACUCGUUGAGACAUCAUCGACAGCCAUAUCGGGUCAAGGGUCGCGUGCACUUCAAUUUUCGAACUCGAUUUUCUCGGAAACUAAGCAUCGAAUGAAAAAACAUUACUCCUUUUUGCAUGCAGAAUAAUUUAUUCUCUAAUCGAAAAGGAAGUAGUUUGCUGAGACAAUGUGUAUAGAGAAAGCUAUUAUAUUAUAAAUUCACAUUCUUAUUAAAUAUUAAACAUCGAACGUGCUGGAUUCUGUACGCAAUCUAAGAUUUCAAAGAUGAUAACUUUUAAAGAUUUUAAUAACUUCUUCUGUGUUUUGUAAGUAUCGUGGAUUUGACUGCAAGUGUGUUCUUAUACUUAUAAACGAGGGCGUACAUGAAAGACAACUACUUUCGAACGUUUCGGUAGACGGAGAACCGGAAUCCGUGGAUAUUCGAAUUUUUUCACGGUUCAACCGACGGAACGAUUCUCGAAAAACGAAAGGCAGUUCGACUAUGUAUUCCGGUCCAGCUAUUCGAUGGAUCCUUUUUCUCCCUUCUACACGCGUUCGCAUGGCUGUCGAUUUCGAAACAAUGCCACUGUUGAGCGACGCGAACGAAUUACUAUUUCGGAGACGUUACUAUCAAUUUUCCCCGCGUUACUCUGUCCCUUUCUCCCUCGCUCUAUGGACAAAACAAAAACAGAACAAAGAAAAAAAUUGUUGAAAAAAAUGAAUAAAACGAGAGAAGACAAGAAAAAAUAUGGGACAGCGCUUGAUCGUCGUGCAAUUCGAGAGGAUGACUCGUAGUGAUAAUAAAAGAGAUAGAUGUAUUCGCUGAUGAAUCGCGCGCCACGAGUUUUUCUCUCUCGUCGUCGAUGCCUUUCUUGGUUCUUUCUUUUCUUGUUUCAAAAUGAUGCGAUGGAAGAGGGAGAAUUUUAAAAGGAAAGCUUUCCUUUUGUGUCCUUCCUUCUUGAGAUUUCUGCGGUUGGAAGGAAGUUUGAAACGCGUGGACGACGAGGAUAAAUGCUCGAGGUGCGUGACGACUGUGCAAGAGAACGUACAAAUUGAAAAGAAGAAGGGUAGUGGUGAAUGAUCAGUGUCUUUUGAAAUCAAAAGAGUACUUGUACGGAAGCUAUUUGCCGAGAAUGCCAUAAUAUAAACGCGCUAUUUUGUACCGAGCAGCCUGAUUAGACGCAAGAAAAAAAAAAAAAAACUUCCUACGUUCUUGGACACAUUAUAUUUAUUAUUGUUCAUGUUUAUUAGAAUGAUAUAUAUAUGAGACAGAGAUUAUUCCCUGGAUAUCUAUAUAUAUAACGCCUUGAAGGAAUAAAACGGAUAAUUUACGGGA
This is a messenger RNA of Bombus pyrosoma, 15246 nucleotides long. Its product is annotated as ankyrin repeat and SAM domain-containing protein 1A-like. The record is from RefSeq and is a predicted model, not a curated record. Gene Ontology annotation, cellular component: cytosol. Bases 159 to 4382 code for a protein of 1407 amino acids. NCBI's taxonomy places the organism in Eukaryota, Metazoa, Arthropoda, Insecta, Hymenoptera, Apidae. The transcript is spliced from 18 exons. Gene Ontology annotation, molecular function: protein binding.